Doryrhamphus excisus (bluestripe pipefish) is the source of this 2510-nucleotide messenger RNA. RefSeq names its product neprilysin-like. Gene Ontology annotation, molecular function: metalloendopeptidase activity. Lineage: Eukaryota; Metazoa; Chordata; Actinopteri; Syngnathiformes; Syngnathidae. Gene Ontology annotation, cellular component: plasma membrane. The record is from RefSeq and is a predicted model, not a curated record. Gene Ontology annotation, biological process: protein processing; amyloid-beta clearance.
UGGGCAUGCACGCGUGCGUGCGCAGGAGGCAAGUCAAAAGAAGCGAAGCAAAGAGGCGGGAUUAUGUUCCUGGCGGAGCUUCCCGACUGAGGCGAGCGGAUCUGCACUUCGCACCUCCUCCUCCUCCUCCAAGUGCAUCGGAUGGAUGUCUGACGAGUGGAUGGGAUGCCAGUUUAUAGCAUCGACCGAAAAUUCCCCGACUUGGCCGGUGAUUCCAUACAGUUAGCAGCAGAAGGAGACCUGAUGACAAUGACCGACAACAACCCCCCCAAGUCGGCCAAGAAGCCCCACUGGACGUCCCUGGAGAUCGGCCUCAUCACAGUAGUGUCCUUACUCUUCAUCGUCAUCGUGGCCCUCGUCAUUCUCUACGCCACACAGAGGACCGAAGAAAUCUGCACCACGUCUGACUGCACUCAGUCGGCGGCUCGCCUGCUCCAGAACAUGGACACCAGCACGGAUCCUUGCGACAACUUCUACCAGUACGCCUGCGGGGGCUGGCUCAAAAAGAACGUCAUCCCAGAUAGCAGCUCAAGAUACAGCACCUUUGACAUCUUACGGGAGGAACUGCAGGUUAUUCUUAAAGGUGUUCUUGAAAAAAACGUGGAAGGGGAAGCAGAGGCUCUCACUAAGGCUAAGACCCUCUACAAGUCCUGUACCAAUGAGAGUUUAAUUGAGAAAAGAGGGGGUGCACCUUUGCUGAAUAUGCUCCCCGAUGUGUUCGAGUGGCCCAUGGCUGUGGACAACUGGGACACCGACUAUGGUACAACAUGGAAAUUAGAGGACGUCAUCGCAAAGUUGAAUGUGAAAUAUAGACGUGAACUCCUGGUUGUUAUGUUUGUGUCUACCGAUGACAAGGACUCCAAAUCACACAUCAUUCAUUUUGACCAGCAGAGCAGCCUGGGCCUCUGGACCAGAUCUCACUAUGCUUGUAACGGAUCCUACGAAGAGGCAUGUCGGGCCUACGAGCAGUUCAUGUUUGACCUGGUGAAGCUGAUCCGCAGCGACCGGGGUCUGUCCUUCAACGAGACACUGGUCAGGGAGGAAAUGACACGAGUAACCGACCUGGAGCGAGACAUUGCCAAUGCUAUUGAGUCUGUAGAGUACCGUAGCGAUCCAAAGUUGCGUUACCACAAGAUGGAACUCGGGGAUAUGAAUGCCAAUUUCACCCUUGAAAUUGAAUCACAGGUAUUCAACUGGACUUAUUUUGUGGCUAAAAUAAUGAAUACAGUCAACAUCACCGUGAAUGACACCGAGAAGGUCAUAAACUUCUGCCCUGACUAUUACAGAAGCCUUAAGAUAAUCUUGGCCAAAUACACCAAGAGAGAUUUGCAGAACUACCUGGUGUGGCGUGUUGCUAUGAACAUGGUGAUACGCCUAAGCACUGCAUACAGGGAUACAGAAAAAGUAUUCAGAAAGGUUCUGUACGGCGUGACAUCCGAGACAGUGGCGUGGCGAUUUUGUACGGUUUAUGUCAACAAUAACAUGGAUAAUGCAGUCGGACGACUGUAUGUACAGGAGGCGUUCUCCAAAAACAGCAAAAUACUGAUGGAGGAGAUGAUUAAAGAGAUUCAGGACGUGUUCAUCAGGAACCUCCAUGAACUGACCUGGAUGGAUCCCGAAACCAAGAAAGCGGCCGAGCGAAAGGCUCGAGCUAUCAAAGAACAAAUCGGCUACUCUGAGGACAUCAUGAACGACCAAUACCUCAACGACGCGUACAAAGAUCUGCACUACAGUGAGGAGGAGUUCUUUGAAAACAGCCUGCACACCCUGGAGUACAUGCAGAGGAAACGCCUGGAGAAACUCAGACAGAAAGCCAACAAAGACGAGUGGUUGUCAGGAGCAGCUGUCAUUAAUGCUUUCUACUCAUCGAGAAUAAACCAUAUAGUAUUCCCUGCUGGUAUCCUGCAGCCACCCUUCUUUAGUCAAGGUCAGGCCAAAUCUCUCAACUACGGAGGAAUCGGGGCAGUCAUCGGCCAUGAGAUCACGCAUGGCUUUGACAACACGGGUAAAAAAUACGAUGAAAAUGGCGACCUGAGAGACUGGUGGAGUCCUGAGUCUGCUGAAAACUUCAUGGAGCUGUCCAAGUGCAUUGUGGAUCAGUACAGCAACUUCUCAUGGGACCUGGCCAACGGACUUCAUUUAAAUGGUAACCUCACCCUGGGGGAGAACAUUGCUGAUAACGGAGGAAUACGGCAGGCCUAUCAGGCCUAUCAGAAAUAUGUGAGGAAACAUGGGGAGGAACCACCGCUGCCAGGAAUUGACCUUUCCCACAAUCAACUCUUCUUCCUCAACUUUGCUCAGGUGUGGUGUGGAACACAACGACCAGAAGAUGCUCAGAAUUCCAUGGAAAGUGAACACAGUCCAGGAAAAUUCAGGGUCCUGGGCUCCCUUCAGAAUUUCCCAGAAUUUGCCAAAGCUUUCAGCUGCAACAAGAGCAGCUACAUGGUCCCGGACAAAGUGUGCCACCUGUGGUGAUCCGCAAAGCUCUCCCGUGAUGUCUUACAGUACAC